AAAAAAAAAAAAAGAAAGAAGAGAGAAAAAAAAAAUGGCUCCGUCGUCUUCAACUUCUCCUUCCAAAUCUCCUGUACCAUCUCUUCAUCCAUCCCUUCAUUUCACUCCCAUACCAGAAUGCGAAGAAGACGACUUCCAAGAAGAAAGAUACAAAAACAGAGCAACACCAAGCAGCGACGGCGGCUCUUCCGCUACUCCAAGUCGCCAUCACAACCGCCGCAGUAACGAGAACUACCAACACAGUCUAACGCCUCUCCACCACAACGGAACCAGAAAACGACACGACGACGACAACACAGGAGCCGUCUCCUGCAACAAGUGUCGUCCCCACCACUCUCACCGAGACAAAUUCUCCGUCGUCCCUCUCGAAAGCAACAACCCUUCCUUCAUCUCCAGCCCCAACCUCAUCAUCAAAUCCAUCUUCCAAUCCCUCACACGUCGAUCCCCCAAACCCUCCUCGCUUCCUCCCCGCUCUUCCUCCUCCGCCUUAGACGCUUCCAGAGAAGAGCAGUGGCGGUUAGCCGUCGCCGAGCUUUCCCAUAAACUAAUCCAAGCCACCAAGAAGAAAGAAGACGCCGUCACCGAAGCUUCCCGUCUUAAAACAUCCAUGUCGGAGCUCGAGAAGAAGCUAAACAAACUCGAGAUUUACUGCCACAACCUCAAGUCCGGUCUCGACGAAUGUAGCAACAACAACAACAACAACAACAACAACAAGAACAACAAACAACAGAGUGUCCCUGUCCGAAAAGACGCGUUCAACGACAGGAUCAUCCAGCAGUUCCUCGUCUCAGUGUCGGAAUCUCGCUCUUCCAUCAGGGCCUUGAGCAGAGCUCUCGCCUCGCAGCUACGUACCGUCGGUGGGAAAGUCUACGAGCGUCUCUCUCUUCUCCUCCAGCCUUUCGAUGUCAAGAUCAACUCUUUCGCGAAGAACCCUAAGAGUCUGAUCUUUUACCUCGAGGCGAUUUUGAGCAGAGCCUUCUUUGAGGAUUUUGAAGCUUCCGGGUUUUUGAAAAACGGGUCGACCCGGAUUUUGAACCCGAUUGAUCGUUGCGAGUCUAAUUACGCUUCGUUUAAUGUCUUGAUGGAGCUAACGUGGGACGAGGUUUUGAGCAGGGGGACGAAGCAUUUCUCCGAGGAGUUUAGUCGGUUCUGUGAUCGGAAGAUGAGUGACGUCGUUUCGAUGCUUUGUUGGAACAGAGCUUGGCCUGAACCGCUUUUACAGGCUUUCUUUGGUGCGUCGAAGAGUGUUUGGUUGGUUCAUCUAUUGGCUAACUCGGUGAACCCGGGUUUGCAGAUCUUUCGAGUGGAGAAAGAUGACCGGUUUGAUCCGGUUUAUAUGGAGGAAACCGGUGGGGACCGGUAUAAGGGUGUGGUUAGAGCGAUGGUUCAGCCUGGGUUUUAUGUGUGUGGUAGUGUAGUUAAGUGCAAGGUGGUUUGCAAGCAUUGCGGCAGCGAGGAGGAGGAAUUGGUGGAAGACCGUGUGGUCAAGGAAUGUAGUAAAAACGACAAGAGUUUAAUAAGCAUUUGUAGCCCAUUAGGAGGUUAAUUUACGUUGAUUAAGGAGGUUAUAAAAUUGGUGGGUUUUGUUUUGUUAUGUGAGUUUGUAACUAGAAAAAAUGGAAUGACUUUUGCAAGUGAAUAUUUUAAAACUGGUUCUAUUUAAAUAACGUUUGCAAUGAUUAUUUUGUUGGUUUUGUCAAACUGAUUCAAGA
Molecule: messenger RNA, 1712 nt
Organism: Eruca vesicaria subsp. sativa (arugula)
Lineage: Eukaryota; Viridiplantae; Streptophyta; Magnoliopsida; Brassicales; Brassicaceae
Source: the annotation of a GenBank genome assembly